Sipha flava (yellow sugarcane aphid) is the source of this 378-nucleotide messenger RNA. Its product is annotated as trimethylguanosine synthase-like. Gene Ontology annotation, molecular function: RNA cap trimethylguanosine synthase activity. The coding region runs from base 1 to 378 and encodes 125 amino acids. The record is from RefSeq and is a predicted model, not a curated record. NCBI's taxonomy places the organism in Eukaryota, Metazoa, Arthropoda, Insecta, Hemiptera, Aphididae. Gene Ontology annotation, biological process: 7-methylguanosine cap hypermethylation; 7-methylguanosine RNA capping. The transcript is spliced from 2 exons. Gene Ontology annotation, cellular component: nucleus.
AUGGCUUUGCGACAACCUGUUGCCGAUAAGUUGCACUCCUCGGUGUCCGCGUGUCCGGACGUGUUGGCCACGCACGUGGUCUGGAAGUGCGCUUUCGGCACGAUCGUCGACUCGUUUUGUGGCAUAGGCUGCCUGGCCAUUCGGCUGGCGCGCACGUGCCAAAAGGUGAUCGCCGUGGACAUCGACCCGGCCAAAAUACGGUUAGCUUACCGGAAGGCCGCGGAGCUCGGAGUCGCCCACCGGAUCGAGUUUCGAGUCGGCGACAGCUUCGCGACGCUGUCCGGAAUAACGUCCGAGGCGGUGAUUACUUCGCCGCCGUGGGAUCGAAACCGGCGUUCAGUGCCGAAGAUUUGUGCUGCCGCCAGAAGGGUGGACUAA